GGAGUGGGUGGUGCUGGGCCAGGUUGAUUUAGAGAAGUUAGUGGAGAAGCAUCUGAGCUCUGUGCAAGACUGGGAGAGAAACUUCAAGGCCCUGAAAGCCAGAGGGAAAGAGUCGGAACGUCUACUAAGUCAGGAGAAGGUUGACUGUAUUACAGUUAACUGUGAGCCGGUAAAAGCCGUCAUCGAUGACCUGAUCCAGAGGCUGUUUGACAUGCUGCUCUCCUCACUCAGGAAGUCCAUACAAGGGCACACCCAGGCCAUAGACAGUUUUGUUUCAGAGUCAAUGGAGGUGUUGUCUAAUCGACCAGAGAGCAUGGAGGAGAUUGGUGUGGCCGGUGGCAGAUAUAACCAGAUAUUAGCCCGCAAACCAGAAAUCCUGCCUCAGUUCCAGUGUGCUGAGGAGAAGAACCGUUUGCUACGAGCAGUGGCUGGGGGGGGCAUGGACUCCCUUUCCUCACUGAGGGCCAAGUGGGAUAAAUUUGAGCUCGUCAUGGAGAGCCACCAGCUCAUGAUCAAAGAUCAGAUACCUGUAUUUGCCUAA
Notothenia coriiceps (black rockcod) is the source of this 541-nucleotide messenger RNA. Its product is annotated as cytoplasmic dynein 2 heavy chain 1-like. NCBI's taxonomy places the organism in Eukaryota, Metazoa, Chordata, Actinopteri, Perciformes, Nototheniidae. The record is from RefSeq and is a predicted model, not a curated record. Bases 212 to 541 code for a protein of 109 amino acids. The transcript has 5 exons.